This is a messenger RNA of Schistocerca gregaria, 1421 nucleotides long. RefSeq lists its product as uncharacterized. The coding region runs from base 18 to 674 and encodes 218 amino acids. The record is from RefSeq and is a predicted model, not a curated record. Lineage: Eukaryota; Metazoa; Arthropoda; Insecta; Orthoptera; Acrididae. The transcript is spliced from 6 exons.
CAUUUUAUUUUCAGAAGAUGGGGAAUAAAGCCGGAACGGCCAAUAAUGGUUCCAUGGUUGGGGCUAAUAAACACAAGAUUAAAGCUUUAUUGGAUACACUGCAGACAACGAUCUUUCCGACUAAUGCUCCCCAGUAUAUAUUGCUAGCGCCGAAUUUCGAUGUUUUAACGGAACUGUCAUAUUCCCCAAGCAUAAUGAUGGAUAAGAGCAAGGCAUACAGUCUGUUUUCAAAAUUGAAAAUUACCGCCAAGCAGUUUGCGCGAACUCUGGGCGAAACGGAGACGACGUGCAUUCAUUUAACAAAAAAUCGUAUUGCUCUGUCUUACUAUACCCUUAAUGAAUAUCACCUUUUAAUUCGCUGGAGACUCAAUUCACCUCAAAAUUCACCCUCGUCUGCAUCUCGGCAUACGGAGCAGACGACUGCCAAGCCUCACAAAGAUGCAAAUCAAAGAGCAGUCCCCAACGUGAAAACCUUUAAAAACAAUAAUCAAGCAGAUUACGACCCGCAAUUAAAAAAAGGAAUCAUUACCUCACAUAUCGACAUAGCUGAAAUUCAACUACCUAAAGACCCUUUGUCUUCUGGCAAUUUUGAGUACAAUCAAGGCAUCGCAGAAUCCUCCAAAAUCUCUCUCCAGUGUAGAGCAGAAGCUGGUCCAAAAAUUUCAGUUAUCUGAUCAAAGUCUUUCUACACAAAAAAAACAAUUAGGCGAUCAACAGCAUAAAAACUCUAAAAAAGGCCUAACUCAUUCUUUGUCCGAGAUUUCAAAUACUAACCUACUCACACAUUCACAUUCCUCCAGAUCCAAUCGCUCAACUCAAAACUUCUAUUCGUUAGAUCUGAGCUACGAGCAACAUACGCAGCUGGAAGCGUUAGUGAAACAGCUUCAAGAACUCAUCUGCGGCCCUACCGAGGACACAAAAGCGACGUCUGCUAAUAUGAUUCCAUCGCAUUAAUUUUUUUGUACAUAAUACCUGGCCAAAACGUUCUAUUUCGCAUGGCUUUCUUCACGAAGUAUACAGACAAACAUUCAUCACCUCUCUUUGCUAACUUGUAAUAGCACUUCCAAAUUUACCUCAAUCCUGGCCACAUAUGCAUAUACAUGCACUCUGUGACGUAUGCCUAAAAAUUUCCAGUCCCUUCUAUAGGAAAAUCAAAUUUCACGUUUUCAAACCAUACUGGGUGUAGUGAUACAACUUUGACAUUCACCGAGCGCGUGUUAAAUGCGGUCUAACCAAUCCAAAAAAAACUAUCAGAGAGCUGUAUUCCUUGGUCAUCCAAUACAGUUGUGUGCUAUCGCGCUCAAAAAUCACCCGUUAUCAUAUUUCAACAAUUUAAGAAACCAGAUGAAUCAAUCGCACAAAAACAUCUCUCGGUACGAUUUACGGGAAGUGUGAUUUUUUUUACCGAAAUGCUCCUAAAA